AUGGGCUCACCAUUCGGAAUUAUGAUUUUUCCGCUCAUCAUCACGGAGCUCAUAGAAUAUUUUGGCUGGCGCGGAGCUCUCAUGAUUCUCAGUGGAAUUUGUUUAAAUUCCUUCGUAUUUUCCCUCCUUAUGACUCCACCUGAAUCGACAGUCAAAAUACACAAAACUGUUGCAGAAGAAAAAAAGGAAAGCACAUGGUUUGACUUUAAUAUUUUUCGAUCCAAGAACUAUAUCAUCUACUUGGUGGUUUUAUGUAUAAUAAGUGGUUCUAUAACAUCAGCUUUAAUUACCUUACCUGAUGUAAUUAAAACAAGAGGAUUCACGUUAAAAAAUGCGGCAUUUUUUCUCUCUGUGGAAAGUAUGGCAGAUAUUGCUGGUCGGAUAAUCUAUUGUCAGUUAUCCUGUUUUCAGCGUUUGACAAGCAAAAUGUUAUUCUUUGCAGCAAGCAUACUAUUUUCAGUUUCGCUUAUUAUCUUUCCAAAUCUCAGUGAUAGCAUCUCCUUAUAUUCCGGAACUUGUUUUAUUGGCAUUACUGCGGGAAUGAUUUUAUCAGUUUAUAACUUGGUUGUGCUUGACAUUAUUGGACCAGAGAAAUAUGCUACUGCUAUGGGAUUUGCCGAAAGUAUGUGUGGAAUUGGAAAUAUUAUUCUGGGAGCAGUCAUUGGUUCUGUUGGUGAAGCAAGCCAUUCAUUUGAUUCUAUUGAAGGAGAGGACAACCGAGCAUUUGCAGAAGAUCCAAAAAUGAAAAAAAAUGAUGAUCGGAAUGUUGAAGAAAUCCAACACCUCAAACAAGCAGACAUCUUCAGAUUAUUUAUCACUAUUCAAAAUCACCGACCUCAAGAAAGCCGUAACUUUAGUGAUGUUUACGGAUUUGAGGAAUACAGAGAUGACAUUUUCCGUUAUAAAUUGAAGACAGAAGAAAUGCACCUACCGUUUCAAUGCCUUAAAAAUCAGCCACAGAUACAUGAAUUGCUUCGCGCAAUUCUUAUAAGAUGGCUGACAGAAAUCCACCACAGAAUGAAUCUCUGCCAAGAAACUUUAUUUCUAACUGUUAAUAUCCUUGAUCGUUUUCUCGCACGAAUGGUGAUUAUUCCAGAAAGUCUGCAGAUGAUUGGAUUAACCUCAUUGCUCAUUGCUUCCAAAUAUGAAGAAAUGUCGCCGCCAGACAUGAAUGAGCUACUUACGUGCGUUGAUAUGAGAAAAAUCCAUCGUAGUAUGAUGAAGAGAUUAGAGUGCAUCAUCUUAAAGGCACUGUCUUUCAGUCUAAGCCAUCCAUCUGCCUUGUAUUUCAUAGAAUAUUAUGCUGCAAUUUGUAUGGAAAUGUCCGAUAGUGUUCACAUUGGAAAACUUAAGAAGUCUGUCGCAUUAUCUCGUCUGAUACUGGAAGUCUCCCUUCAAGACUAUCAUCUUUGCCAGUUCAAGCCAUCUUUAUUAAGCCUUUGUACUUGGCUAUUAAGUAUAUCCGAGAACGGUUAUCGAGAAACGCACAAUUUCUUUAUUCCUAAAGAACACUGCGAGAAAGUUGUUUUUGACAAUUGUUUUAGCAAAGUACAACAACAUAUGUCAAAUCUACGCUGUCAGUACCCUAAUAUUGACAGUCUGUGCAACAGUUAUAACUAG
Molecule: messenger RNA, 1620 nt
Organism: Acanthosepion pharaonis
Lineage: Eukaryota; Metazoa; Mollusca; Cephalopoda; Sepiida; Sepiidae
Source: the annotation of a GenBank genome assembly